Messenger RNA from Cynoglossus semilaevis (tongue sole), 8542 nucleotides. RefSeq lists its product as uncharacterized. Gene Ontology annotation, cellular component: cell surface. Lineage: Eukaryota; Metazoa; Chordata; Actinopteri; Pleuronectiformes; Cynoglossidae. The coding region runs from base 231 to 8072 and encodes 2613 amino acids. The record is from RefSeq and is a predicted model, not a curated record. The transcript is spliced from 65 exons. Gene Ontology annotation, biological process: cell-matrix adhesion.
UAUCUCCUGUGUUGUCAGUACAGACAACACACCCUUCAGCAUUUUAGUGGAACACCUGUGUCUCAGGUGUCAGGUGGUAGAGAGACACACAGAUACAGAGAGAGAGAGAGAGAGAGUGUGUGCGUGUCUAACCUUAGUUCCUCGUUUCACCUGCACGACUCUCCAGGACAGAAACACCGUCAGUGACUGUUUACCACAAAACUCUCUCGUCCUAUGAGAGCGGCCGCGUCAUGACAUCACGUUCCCUGUUCCUGCUGCUUUACCUGUUUGGGAGCUGCUUUGAGCACUCAGGAGCCGAGAGCUACAACAAUGACACGUGCCUCGCUGAAGAACGCUGCUCUGGGGAUUCCUCCACCAACUUCCUCCACUGUGUGGGGCUGCCGUCCAGCGACACUGGGAAGGACCACAUGCGGAGACUGAAGGAAGUGUUGGAGGCAACAAUGGACUUGUACACCUUCAUGAAGUCCAGCAUGAAGGGAGUUCCUGUCCUUGAACUGCAGGGGGCAGUGAACAUGAAGCCCGACGUCGACCCACUCCAGAACGAAGCUCUUGUGGAAAUGUGGCUGGACGUGAAGAUCAAACCUCUGCUGAGUUCCAUCACCAGAGAACUGCUGACCUGCCUCGGCACCAAGAACUUCAGCUGCGCCACCUACCAGACUGUAGUCAGGGAGUUCAGUCACUAUUUCUCUGAGAUGGAGCCAUUCAGACAGAAGUGGAUCUACAGCUUCUUCAUGUUCCCGUUCUUGUCCAGAGACCAAGUCCAAGGUUGUGUGAAUCCAGAGGAGGGCAGUGAGGAGUGGCUGGUGAAGAACUUCGGUGCCUUCAGCGCCGUGGCCCGACUGAAGGACUUUUCAACUCUCAACUUGAUUUUCAGUGGCUUGGAGGUUCUCCACCUUCUGUCUCCGGCUCAGAAGGCCGAGCUGCUGCUGAUGCCUGAGGUCCAAAGCUGGGACAACAACACCUUGUCUUUGGUCUUCAGCAGUCUGAUGACGGGAGGCUCUGGUUCUGAUAACAGCUCCAGUCCAGGACCUCCAGGUCCUCCAGGACCUCCAGGACCCCGUCCACCACAGCCUGGUUCUCAUGAACAGGUGGCCCAGGCUUUCAUCAGUGUCUUCAGGCCCUUCGGGAGCUUCGCCCAUGAAUUUGUGUCCUUGACGCGAGAGAGAGGCGUGUCGGAGAUAAAGAGUACGACUCUGACUCAGUUUGUCCUGAACUGGACUCUGUCUGAGCUGGCCCACAUGUACCUGCCUCAGAACACGUCCACUUCUCCACCGAUGCCAACAUUCGACGUGACGAACGUGGAGGACUGGUACCAGCAGGUGGUGCUACCGAUGUUCCAGAGGUUCUUUCCAAAUAGUGACGACCUGAUGAAUAAAAACGUCACGCUGGCGUUCCAUGAAGUUUAUUAUCUGGAGAACGGUGUCCACAAUGAGACGACUGACGUCAUGGAUGUCUGUAGCGUCACCUUGGAUAAGAGUCCCUGUGGGCUAACCAACGUCGUGGAAAAUGUGGCCCACAUUUUAAGCUGCGCUGCUCGAACCAACCUGACGAUGGACGAAGGGACCAUCAUGAAACUGAUGGACGAGUUGAUCACACGACUGAACUCGCUCCUCGUGGAGUUGUCUUCCACCGUGAGUAAAACCUGCCGUCUCCAUCGAACCGUGAAUGUUGGUGUGAAACAAAGAACGUUUGGUUUACUGGUUUAUCUCCAAAUAUUCAUCUUUUUUAUUUCGAUCCUUUUCCUCCUGAAGAACUUCGCAGAGCUGGCGUCGGAUUUCCAACAGAUCUUCAGUGAAGCCGACGUUCCCUCUCUGAGCCAGGAGAACCUUCAUGACCCGGAGUUCAUCAAACUUUGGUUUCAGAUCAAACUGAUGCCCCUCCUGCCAGAUGUUACCCCGCCCCUCCUCUCCUGCCUCAGUACCAAGAACUUCUCCUGCCACGUUUACCAAACCAUAGUUGCUUCUCUCGGCCGACACUUGUUCAUGAUGGAGGCUGAUCCCAUGUACAGUCAAAACAUCUACCAACAUUUCAUCUUUCCCUUCCUGCUGCAUCACAACAGUUCUGACGCCCAGUGUCUCUCCUCAGUCGACAACAGCACAGAGUGGCUGACGACAAACUUCGGUCAUUUCUCGGAGUUUGCCGCUGUCCCCGACUUUUACCAUCUCAACCCGAGCUUCUCCGCACUGGAGGUUCUUCCCGUUUUAUCUCCGAAACAACUCGCCGAGCUGCUGGUGCUGCCGCUGCCCGCGCCGCCACAGAAAGACGUGGUUAUAAACGGCGUGUUCGACUUCCUCCUCGCCUCACCUCAAAGACUUCCUGAGGUCUUACAUCAUCUGGUUCAGGUGGCCAAUGAGGUUAAUCCACCCUGUGAAGUCCUCACACACAUCAUCCAGAGACUGUACACCGCUGUACCCUCCGUGCGUGUGAACGUGGAGCCGAUCAUCUGGUCGACCAUGGACGAGCUGCUGACCGUCGCUCCAGUCGGGUGCGUACCGAGGAACUUCACGUGUCCAGAAAUCCACUUCAACGCCACUGAUAUCUGCAGAGGGAUUAACAGCUCUGACCUGCAGGCUCAGUUGACACCAUGGUCUGCUGAUGUUCCAUGUAAUUUCACCUUGGAGGUGUAUGCAUGUGCAGAGCUGGAGAACUUCACAGCCAAUCACCUGGCUUCUCUGCUACAAUGUGACCUGCCCGGAGAGAGCAGUGAUUCCAAAGUGCUGUGGAAGAUGCUGCUCAGUAAACUGUCCCACGUGUUGGACCCAGCGCUGGACGUUCUGGCCGAGAUGCCUACGACCACAGUGGUCCCAUCAGCGACCGUGGUUCUGGACGUGAUCGCACAGAUGAGACUGUCGAUGUUGACGGAUGAGCAGCUGAUGAACAGCACCGCCAUCGGUACCUGGUUCUCUGGACGUCUGAGCUUGUUCCUGCCGUCCGCGUCAGCCAGUUUUCUGGGCUGUUUGACUGACAGAAACUUCAGCUGUCAGUCGUACCAGCAGGUGCUGCAGAUGUUCGUCCACAACUUUGAGCGAAUGAGUCUGAAACAGAGGCGCGUGAUGUUGAAGAACUUCCUGCUCCCCUUCCUGUCCAAACCUCAGUCAGGUCCAGGCUGCGUGAACGGAUCCAAUUCCAGUACAGAGUGGUUGAUGAAGAACCUCGGCCCGUUCUCCACCAUGUUGUCCCUGGGACAACUGCUGGGCCUCAACCCACACUUUGAUCCUAUGGAGGCUCUGGCGCUCCUGACUCCGGCUCAGUGUGCUGAGAUCCUGGCUCUUCCCGACCUUCCGGACCAGGAGUACGUCAUCAAUAAACUGUUUGAUCACAUGGCCCAGCCUCCACAGCACCACAAAAUCCCAGAGUUCUUGUUCUACCUCCUGAUGUUCCUCCCACAGGUCGACCUUUCCUGCUCGUCGUUCAAAACUCUGUUUAACAGACUGGACCUGGCCACGGCAGACGUUCCACUGACUGUGGCUCUGAAUAUCUCCAACAGUAAAAUCUUCAUAUUUGACCAUGUUCCACCUGGUUGUAGCAUCUAUGGUGGUAAUUGCAGCAUCACCUUGGUCAAUGAAACUGAAAUAUGUGAUGGAGUAAACAGCACGGCGCUGCAGCUGAGCCUCACCACAGGGGGCAGUGGUGGACACCUGUGUGCCUUCCCCACAGAAGAGUUGGCCUGUGCCUCUGCGUCGGCGCUAACGGCGCUAACAGCCCAGCAUCUGGCUGAGGUGAUGAUGUGCAACAGGUCGUCCAACUCCAGUGAAUCCAGACCAGUUUGGAAGCUUCUCCUCUCCAAGGCCUCACCGGUGCUCAAUGAAGCUCUGGAUCUAAUGGUCAACAUGACUCAUCCCACAAAUCCUGUUUCGUCAUUGAUUCUGGACACAAUACGAGAACUACGAUUGGACACCGUCAACUACACCAAACUGAACGACCCCGCCUUCAUCCAGCUGUGGUUCAACGGACGACUCCGUCCGUUCUUGCCCGCCGCGUCCCCGGACUUCCUGUCCUGUCUCACCACCAGGGACCUGAACUGCAGCAGCUACCAGCACAUGGUCCAGGCCAUGGGUCACGUCCAGCCGUACAUGACCCUCGGCACACAGAUGCUGGUCUACACACACUUCAUCAGGGUCUACCUGAUGAAGAACACCACUGAAGACCCGGGCUGCAGCCUGUUUGUGCUGAACUCUGGUGAUUGGCUGCAGAUGAACAUCGGACGUUUCUCCAAACUCGUCUCCUUAGAAGAUCUCUUCAAACUCAACCCAUCGUUCUCGCCGCUGGACGCUCUGCCCCUGAUGACGGUCAAACAGCUGGCGGAGGUUUCGGCCACUCCUGGACAGCUACAGACAGCUGAACAGGUGGACAUGGUGAUGCAGCACGUCCCUGACCAACAACUCCCGGAGUUUUUUGACGACUUUUCACCCGCAAUUCUGGGUCACGAGGAGGAGAUUCCUCCUCCGCCGAGGGCGGCCAUGCUGCAGGUCGUGUUUGACCGAGCAAACCUCUCCGAUCAUUCUGUCAGCGAUACGGUCGUGUUGCUUUGGCUCCACAGCCGACUGCGCCCCCUGCUGGUGGGUCUCUCACCACUACACGUGGCACCGUUCUUCAAAAUACUGUCAGGAAGGAACUGCAGCACGGAGCAGCAGGGAGUGCAGGAGUUACAGUCGACAAUAUCGUCCCUGAGUGAAGGGACAGUGGACGGAAUCCACGAGCACAUCAUCCUGCUGCUCACAGUUCCGGUUCCUCUGCGUUGCUACGGUGACAACUACAACGUCAGUGUCUACGACUUCAUGGAGCAGCAGUUCAUGGGAUUCCAGUUCCCCAACCUGACCACCUUCCUGGGACUCAUGCCUCAGGACAAAAGGCCUCAGCUGCUGAGCUCCAUGCCUCCAUCAGACCUGGAGAAACUUCUGCUCCGUCCUGGAGUCACUGACAACCAGGCCGAGCUGUGUGUCCUCUACCAGGACUACAGACACACACCCAGGUUCCUGGAGACUGUGUCUCUUCCUGCCGAGGUCAGACGACCCACGCUGCCUUGCGUCUGGCCCAUGGCUCUGCAGAGCUCUGAGAGAGCUGAGGUCAACGCGUGGUUCACACAGCGGCUCCCGGACUACGUGGGGUACCUCAACAAAGACCUGAUCGGCCCCAGCGUCACCUACAACUCCAGCUGUCUGGCCUUCCAGCAGAUUGUUUUACUUCUCGGUCCGUACAACUACACCACUGUGGACUUUGAAAGAGGAGACGUGUACGACAGCAUCAGGACGUAUCUGACCUCAGCGACCGCGCCCAGGUGUUACGACGACACCAACCCCGACCUGAACUCUACGGCCUGGUUCUCUCAGUACAUGGGCCCCUUCAUUAUCUUCCUGACGCUGGACGAUCUUCUGUCUUUUGGUUCACCACAGGUGCUGCAGGUGUUUACGGUAAACCCCCUGAACAUCGCCCUGCUCAAACAAUACCAACUGCCCCUGAACGUCACCAACUACUACACCGAGCUGGUUUAUCUGCAGGACAGCAACUUCGAUCCCUCACUUCUGCCUGUGGUACCUCAGUGUGUUGCUCCUGGUCAAGCCUUCACCCAACUGGACAGAGACGAAACACUGACCGUCUUGCACAACCUGUCCAGUGUGUGUACAGACGUGGAUCCAGAGGUCUCCGCAGCCUUGGCCAGUAACCUCGGUAACAGCAUCGACUCCACAGCAAUCGCUGCUCUUGGCAAUGAAAGCACCGGCCUGUCGUUGGGUCAGAUCAAGGAAAUGAAGCCCGAUGACCUCAUCGCUUCCUUGUCCGCCCUCAGCUCCAUCACGGGGUGGAACGAGGGUCAGGCCAAGGCCUUUAUUCUGCUCCUGAUCUCCUCGGGGAAGUUUGAGAUUGCCGACUCGGAGUCACUGCUGACGCUGGGCUCUCUGGUCAUCGGCGUUCCCGCCUCCACGAUGGGCAAAAUCAGCGGUUCUCAGCUGAUAACGGCUUCUCAGAACCCACAGUUCUUGAUUUACUUGAUGUCAGCUCCACAGAUCAUUCAGAAUAUCUUCGUCACACAGAUUAUAUCAGUGAACAGCGACAGCCAGAGUCUCAUCGUCAACGUCCCUGAUGAAAUGGCCACUGAGAUUCCUCGACCCCUGCUGCUGGGUUUCCCCGGGGACCAGGACUUUGUCAAAAAGCUGAAUAAGAAGAAAUGGAAGCAUCAGCAGGCUGAGCUGUUCUUCAACAUCAUCGCUGUGGGAAACGUCACGGAGGAGCUGGGAGGAGAACAGAACGUGUCAUCCGAUGUGCUCCAAGGGUUUACCUGCACUGGAGUGAGGAACGUUAAGAAAGUGAAGGUGAAGAAGCUGGUCAAAGCCUGUCGAAGGAAAGGCAAGAAGGACAAGAAGACCAAGAAGGUCAAACUGGUGGAGAGUCAGCUGACCUGCAUGCUCUUCUACAUCAAGGGAGAAUCCGACGCCACCGACUUCCAACUCUACCCCCAUGAUGUUCUGCUCUACUACGAUUACUCUCUGGUGCCAAAGGACAAAUGUAGGUUUUAUUUUGAAGAGCUGUCGGAGGCAGAUUUCUCCGUCUUCUCUGACGACCUCAGCUACAAACGUAGAAAACUGUUUGACAACGCAGUGCAGUGCCUGGACAUAACGAACACCAGUCUGAGUGAAGACAGCGUGAAGGUCCUGGGGAACAUGUGCUGCUUCCUGGAGCCGCGUUACAUCCAGAACUCCAACCCUCAGAUUCUGGAAGUCCUUAAAACCUGUUCGGAUCUCAGUGACGAACAAGCGUUAGCCGUUCAGAACCUGCUGCUGAGCGGGAAGACGCAGUAUGGGGAGCCGUCUGUGUGGAACGGUGAAACUCUGACUAAUCUGGAAAUACUGCCGCUGUACAUGGACUCCGACUUCUUUGAUAAAUUUGACAAGAAAACAAAAUACUAUUUCCUGAAGAAGUUUCUGAAAAUCUAUAAAAAGAAAGACGUUGGCAGAAAGAGGAGGAAGAGGAUGAAGAAAAUGAUGCGUGGCCGCAAAAAAGACAAAAGGUCUUUAGCGGAGGAGUGCACUGUGGGAAACAUCACCCAAGUGACGGUCAACGACAAUGCCUUCACCCUCCUCUACGAUGACGCUCAGUUUAACGCCUGCCUGACGGCCACCGUGGUCAAAGACAACCUGCAGGCCAUCACUGAAACGGUGGACGAAGAAGAACGACUCCGGAUUGUUCUCAGCAAGUUGUACGAGGCCUACGCCUCCAGCUCUUCCAUUCCUGAAGAUCAGGUUCAGCUCUUGGGCGCAGCGGCGCGCGUGGCCACCGUCUCUCAGAUCAACAAGUGGACCAUCACACAGAUCGACACGCUCUCUGGUUUGAUGGAUCCUGAAGAUGGGGAGUGGGACCCCAGCCUGAUGAAGGUCAUCUCUAAGUACCUGAGCACAGAAGGUAAUCAACUUGGCAGUGCAGAGCUCAACACCAUCGGAGGAACCAACCUGUGUUCUCUGGACGUUGACGUUCUCCAGACUAUUUCUCAACAAAGCAUCAAAGAAGCAGAUGCUCUGGAUUUGUCCAACUGCACCGCGGAGCAGAAGAAAGUUCUGUUCAACACGGCUAAGCUGGCCUUCACAAGUACCACGCGUAGUACUGAGCCUGUGUCAUCGUACCAGCUCCUGAAGUCCUACACUGGUGGAGCCGAUUUGCAAUAUAUUAAAAGUUUGCUGAAAUCAGAAGUCAACAUGGACAUGUCUAUUUUCAUCGGUCUGGAAGAGACGGUUAUACUGGCGUUGUCUGUCGAUGAAGUCAAAGCGCUCCUCGGCUCCAACGUGGAUCAGUUAAAGUCCUAUGAGAACCAAACCAAGGUAAACAGCUGGAUCACCAGUCGGUACCAGUCAGAUCUGGACACUCUGGGACUGGGAAUUACAGGAGGUAAGGCUGACCCGGCAACAACACCGGGUGCAGCAGGACAAACUACGGCAGGAGGAGGAGGAGGAGGAGGAGGCACUACUCCUUCUGGAACUACGGCAGGAAGUUCUUCUACAGAAAUCCGUGCGAACGCUGGCCUCUCGCUCCUCCUCCUCCUCCUCUCCGUGCUCUUCGUCACGGCUCAGCACCUUGUUGUGUGAAGAACCAGGUCGAACGCCGAGGGUUCUGGAAAUUAAUGAUCGUGAGAAGUUAAAGAGGAACAAACACUGUUUUCGUUUAUAUCUGAUAGAAGUAAAUAUUCUCUGAAAGAUAUGAAGGUGAUGACGCAGUGUCAGACGUUAGUCAACAUAUUACCAUUAUUACAGCUUUCUUAUGAUAAAAGUCAACGGCAUGAAACAAAUAUUUUACUCCUUUACUGAAUUGUUGCCAUUAUUUACUAUUUGGAACAAAUUUUGCUAUUAUAUAUAUAUAUAUAUAUAUUUAAGCACUUUUACGCUUUGUACUUGUAUCUUACAUGUAUUUGAUAUGAAGGCUGCAAAUGAAGUUGAUGUGUUUACGACAUCAUCCGUGAUUCUUCUGAAAAAGCACUUUCUUGUAUCAUUACAAAAUGCCAUUUCUAUAUAUUUGUCAGAUCCGUAUAAAAAAAGAUCAAUAAAUCAAGAUUAUUCAA